Molecule: messenger RNA, 10438 nt
Organism: Linum trigynum
Lineage: Eukaryota; Viridiplantae; Streptophyta; Magnoliopsida; Malpighiales; Linaceae
Source: the annotation of a GenBank genome assembly
GCAUAGCACCUUAUUUAAUCCACUGUCGCUUCGAUAAGUUACUAUGUCACAUGAAAUAUGUUCAGUUAUUAGGGUUUCACUGUCGCUAAUAACCUAAUUAACUACGAUUCAUUGUAUUGGUGGCCAGUCAACACAAAGCAUUAAGAAAUUUCAUGCAAUAGAGAUUGGAAGAAAAGAAUCAUAAAUCAAUCUAUCAAAUCAAGAGAUAGCUACAUCCUAUGGUGUUUCCCCCAGAAAUUGGGGUUUAGUUCAUGACGAAAUCAAAAGGUAUAAUCAUGUUAUUAUUGAUCAUGAAACUAAUCAAGGGAAAAGGAGAAACACUACUAGAAUAAUUGCGAUCAGUGUCCACUCGCUAAUUCCCCUGCUUGCUGUCUCGCGAUCCCGCUACUCGAAAGAAUAAUAGGCGCCCCCGCUGCGCUCUUCUCCAAUUAUUUCCUUCGCCCAGAAAAUCCCCCCAGUCCGCGCUACUGCUUCUUUCCGCCUCCCCAGGAGAAUUCCCUCUAAUUAAUUCCUUUCUCCCCCAGAUGUUCUCGCCCAAAAACCCCUUAAGUGCCGCCCUCUCCUUUUGAUUAUAAUUCUGUGUGUCAGCUUCUCUCUUCAAUUUCCCCUUAUUUCAUCCCGCCCCAGCAAUUUUUUACUUUCCAAAGAAUUCCGUCCAAAUCAAAUUGCUUGUGUCCCCCUCAAUUCCAAGAAUGGCCUUUCCCUUCCAAUAAUUCCCUCUGUCCAGCCCAAUUCUUCUCCCGUGUCCCAUUAACAAGUCCAAUUCCGCCAGCAUUAAUUCAAAGUCUCAUCCAUUUGGGCUUUGGCCCAAUUACUUGUUGUGCACUCGCUUCUUUUUCGUGUUUUCUCCAUCUGUAACAUAUCAAACUCAUGGCACCAGGCAAAAAUGGUUUUUCAACCAUUCUCGGGUUAGGGAGCCCUAAAAUACACCAAUCGGCUUAAACAUAUCAUAGGAUAGUCACAUAAAGUUCAACAAUCCGAUAUAUUAAAGCCGAUUAUCAAACCCCACACUCAAUUGUUGUUUGUCCCUAAGCAACGACUCAAACAACACAAACACAUAAUCAUCCAAAACAAUGACACACCACAAACUCACUAAUCAAACACUCAAAGCAAAACACAAAAUUUCCUUGUACUCUUGUUGUAAUCAGUAGUUUCUUUCUCAACGGACAAGUUAUGCUUUAAUGAUCAUACCUUUCACCCCACACUCAAGUUCUUUGCAACCAUUACCAUUGACUGACUCAAAUCCAUCAAAAACUCAAAUAGCAACACUCAAAUUCGAUCGUCAGUAGUGGGUGGUUAACAACUUAUGGUGCAACAAUUAUUAGGAGAGUCUAACCACAUCAGUGAGGUGCAUAUCUCGUGAGGACAAUCUGGCUUACUCACACCAAUCAUAAGCAAUUAAUUAUGCAUGAGUCUCAAAAACUAAUGGGGGAAGCCUUUCGCAAACAAGAUUUUAAUUUUAAGCACAUCACUACCUUUUAUGACAAGGAGAGGCUUUCUCUCUUUCUGCUUUUGCUUGCCGAGAAGUCGUAUUUAGUACAAGUGGGAUUUGUUUCUUACUACCGGUGACCGAGCAAGAGCAAUUUCUGCUUCUUAGCACUCGCAUAAGGGCUUCUUUUAACUCCUUAUCCUCGGUCCGUGUGGAGGGUCACUGCACAUCCUCAAAUGGCACUUCACUCUACUGGGGAUCGUACUUGAUAAGCAACAUCGUACGGUCGCGAACCGAUUCUCAAUUGAAUCUUUCCUAAUCCCCAUGUGCAAUGAGUGAUUGCCUCACACGAUUUUGGCAUUUUUACCCACACUUUAAUUGUUAUGGCAACUUUCUUAUAUUUUACUUGUCAGGUAGUGUUUUCUCAUUUUAUGAAGAUACAGUUCACCCCAUCUAAAACCUUCAAAACAGAGAGACUCGUUGCAAAAUCAAAAGCUCACAAUUGAUGCAAGUAAGCACGGUAUCCAAACAUAUCGAAUGGUCAAUGUUCUCCACCUAACUACUUCACCAAAAGUCAUUACACUAUCCUCACAAAAGAGAAUGUUGCUAAAAGAGUUGCUCACUCAAAGCACAUCAAGUCAGUCAAAACAUCAAUCUCAUUGUGAAGAACUAUGCAAUUCAACAAUAGUGGGGUGAUUUUGAUGAUUUUAUUCAAGCACAAACUCAUUUUCAAGGCAUCACGGUCAUUUACAUCAUGUUACCACAAGAGUACAAGGUUUUGUUUUUAAUUUUUCUGAAUUUUAGGUGUUUUUUAGCCAUUAGCUUUGCACAGGUAGCCUGCUUUUUACACAGGCAAACUGCAUGCAGUUUGGCUGUGCAUAGCCAAAUGACAGAAUUUUUUUUGUUUUUUUUUUGUUUUUUUUACCACAUGCAACAGGGACAAACAACACUAAGACUCACCAAUGGCAAUUUUUUUUUUACCUUUUUUUUACUUUUUUUUUUACUGACCACAUGACAAAAGGAACAAACAAACACUAAGACUCGCCUGGUGUAGGGAUGACAGGUGGUGACACUUUCCUUUUGUAAUUCUGGAGAUGGAAGAUGAUCGGGUAGUGCCUCUAAUUCUCGGCAGACCUUUUCUAGCAACCGGUGAUGCACUCAUCGAUGUUGGGAGAGGCAAGUUGACAUUCCGAGUAGGUAAGGAGGAGGAAAUUUUUAAUGUCUUUCAAGUUGACCAUAAUCAUGAUGAAUUUAAAAGUGGAGCUCGAGAAAGCAAAAAUUCCUCUUCCUGUAAUAGUGGACCACCCAGAGAACUAUCACAUGUCCUAGCAGCUCAAAGUCUGAAAUCAAAGCAAGGGCAGAAAUCCUUGCCAGGGCACCUCAAGCAUAGAUAUUUGGGGGUUAAUACCUUAUUUUGGCCCGAACUAUGACCAUAUAAUCAACUUUGGCCCGUGGUUUCAGAAAUUAACAUCAUGGCCUCAACUAUGCAGCAUAUAGACUCAAUUGGCCCGACACAUAGUUUGACCGUCAAUUUGGAUGGUCAACUCCGUUGACCGUUAGUCAACACGCCAUGUCAUUGUCUAGUCAACCUAAAAAUUAUUUAUUAUCAAAUUAACCAAAAAUAAAUUAUAAAAACAUAAAAUAAUUUUUUUUAUUUUUGGAUAAUUUGAAAAUGAUAAUUUUUUAAAUUAAACAAAAUUUAUCAAAUUAUUUUUUAUUUUAAAACUUCCCAAAAAAAUAUAAUUUAUAUCAUAAUUUUUAAAUUAUAAAAUUUAAUUUGAUAAUUUUGGUUAAUUUAUAAAAUUUAUUAUUUUCAAAUAUCCCAAAAAAAUUGUUUUAUAUUUUUAGAAUUUUAUUUUUUGGUUAAUUGGAAAAUGAUAAAUAAUAGAAAUUAGGAAAAUAAUUUGAAUUUGAAUUUUUUAAUGAUUUUUAUGCUGACUAGGCAAUGACAUGGCAUGUUGACUAACGGUCAACGGAGUUGACCGUCCAAAUUGACGGUCAAACUAUGUGUCGGGCCAAUUGAGUCUAUAUGCUGUAUAGUUGAGGCCAUGAUGUUAAUUUCUGAAACCACGGGCCAAAGUUGAUUAUAUGGUUAUAGUUCGGGCCAAAAUAAGGUAUUAACCCAUAUUUGGGUAAGGAUUUCAAUCUUCCUGUUAUUAUUCCUUCUUCACUGACAUUGAAACAGGAAGAGUACCUGCUUGAGGCGCUGCAGUACCACCUACGCCUCACUAAAGGGUCUAACAUGCCAGCUAAGAAGGUCAUACCCAAUUUUCGCACACCUGGCCCUGCAGAGGUGACUCAUAUGCUGGAUGGAGGUUAUGCAUUCUAUCAUUGCUCGGGAGGGUAUUCUGGAUACCUUUCCAUACCCAUUGGUUGAAAGCUCCAUGAACGUCAGGCUGAGGACGUUAAACAAGCGCUUCUUAGGAGGCAACCCAAGGUAAGUUUUCUUUUCUUUAUUUUUCUUUUUUGUUUUGUCAAACCCGUGCAUGUUUAGAUUAGGAGUUGAACAUUAGGGACAAUGUUCCAUCCUGAGUGUGGGGUGGUGAGUCUUAGUGUUGUUUGUCCCUGUUGCAUGUGGUAAAAAAAAAGUAAAAAAAAAAAUAUUUGCCAUUGGUGAGUCCUAGUGUUGUUUGUCCCUGUUGCAUGUGGUAAAAAAAAAGUAAAAAAAAAGUUUGUCAUUAGGUUGAGCACAGCCAAACUGCAUGCAGUUUGCCUGUGUAAAAAGCAGUCUGCCUGUGCAAAGCUAAUGGCUAAAAAACACCUAAAAAUCAGAAAAAUUAAAAACAAAACCUUGUACUCUUGUGGUAACAUGAUGUAAAUGACUGUGUUGCGUGUGAAAUGAGUUUGUGCUUGAACGAAAUCAUCGAAAAUCACCCCACUAGUGUUGAAUUGCAAAGUUCUUCACAAUGAGCUUAAAUGUUUUGACUGACUUGAUAUGCUUUGAAUGAGCAAACUCUUUUAGCAACAUUCUCUUUUGUGAGGAUAGUGUAAUGACUUUUGGUGAAGUAGUUAGGUGGAGAACAUUGACCAUUCGACAUGUUUGGAUACCGUGCUUACUUGCAUCAAUUGUGAGCUUUUGAUUUUGCAAUGAGUCUUUCUGUUUUGAUGGUUUUAUGAUGGGGUGAACUGUAUCUUCAUAAAAUGAGAAAACACUGCCUGACAAGUAAAAUAUAAGAAAGUUGCCAUAACAAUUAAAGUGUGGGUAAAAAUGCCAAAAUCGUGUGAGGCAAUCACUCAUUGCACAUGGGGAUGAGGAAAGAUUCAUUUGAGAAUCGGUUCGCGACCGUACGAUGUUGCUUAUCAAGUACGAUCCCCAGUAGAGUGAAGUGCCAUUAGAGGAUGCAAUGACCCUCCACACGGACUGAGGAAAAGGAGUUAAAAGAAGCCCUUAUGAGAGUGCUAAGAAGCAGAAAUUGCUCUUGCACGGUCACCGGUAGUAAGAAACAAAUCCCACUUGUACUAAAUACGACCUCUCGGGAAGCAAAAGCAGAAAGAGAGAAAGCCUCUCCUUGUCAUAAAAGGUAGUGAUGUGCUUAAAGUUAAACUCAUGUUUGCGAAAGGCUUCCCCCAUUAGCUUUUGAGACUCGUGCUUAGUUAAUUGCUUAUGAUUGGUGUGAGUAAGCCAGAUUGUCCUCACGAGAUACGCACCUUACUGAUGUGGUUAGAUUCUCCUAAUAACUGUUACAUCAUAAGUUGUUAAUCACCCACUACCGACAAUCGGAAUUGAGUGUUGUUAUUUGAGUUUUUGAUGGAUUUGAGUCAGUCAAUGGUAAUGGUUGCAAGGAACUUGAGUGUGGGGUGAAAAGUAUGAUCAUUAAAGCACAACUUGUCCUUUGAGAAAGAAACUACUGAUUACAACAAGAGUACAAGGAAAAUUUUGUUUUGUUUUGAGUGUUUGAUUAGUGAGUCUGUGGUGUGUCAUUGUUUUGGAUGGUUAUGUGUUUGUGUUGUUUGAGUCGUUGCUUAGGGACAAGCAACAAUUGAGUGUGGGGUUGUGAUAAUUAGCUUUAAUAUAUCAGAUUCUUGAACUUUAUGUGACUAUCCCAUGAUAUAUUUAAGCCAAUUAGUGCUAUUUUAGGACUCGCUAACCCGGGAAUGGUUGAAAAACCAUUACUGCCUAGUGCCAUGAGUUUGGUAUGUUAUAGGUGGAGAAAGCACGAAAAAGAAGCGAGUGCACAAGCUAUUAAUUGGGCCCAAAUUGCUUUGUCUCGGGAAGGAGACGCAAUUGGGCCGAGAUUAAUUUUGGACCGAGAGGCAGAAGGCAAAAGAAAAGCAGCAGCUUAUUUGGAACUUCUCUGGGAAUGGACGGAAUUGGCCCAAAGGGGGGAAUUAUUAGAAAAAUGAAAUUGGAUUGGGACUACGGAGAGGGGGGUGGAAAAUCACUUUGGGGAAAAGAGAAGCGGCCAAAAGAGGGACACAGGAAUUCUUUGGGCGAGGGAUAGAAAAGCAGGCGCAGCGGAACAUAAUUGCGAAGGGAAUUAAAGAAUAGAAAGCAGGUCGCGCGCAGAGAUUGGAGCGGCGAUUGGCAAUUGACAAUCGACUUCUUCAAGGCUUGAGCGGAUUUCAACGAGAGCGAUUAGUUGGUUGGAUUUUCUGAACCGAACUAGUUGUGUAUUGUUGAUUUAGAACAUGAUGAUCAAAACCCUAAUGUUUUAUCUUAAUUUCAUCAUGAACUAAACCCCGAUUUCUGGGGGAAACACCAUAGGAUGUAGCUAUUUCUAUGUUUGAUGGAUUGAUUCAUAUUUCUUUUCUUCCAAUCUCUAUUAUGAAAUUGCUUAAUGCUUUGUGUUGACUGGCCACCAAUACAACGAUUUGUAGUUAAUUAGGUUAUUAGCGACAGUGAAACCCUAAUAACUGAACCUAUUUCAUGUGACAUAGUAACUUAUUGAAGCGACAGUGGAUUAAAUAAGAUGCUAUGCGGUCUUGAUUGGGAUAUCGUUCUUCAGGCUAAAUAAUUAACUCAUUGAGCUACGACAGUAGGAUUUGAUUUAAUUUUUUAGUACGUAGUAAUUCCCGACAGGGAUAGCUAGCACAUUAGUGAUAUCCUGGCUGUAGAGAAUUGGAUUAAACUGAUUGGAAUAUGUGAAUUAAUUUGGAUAGGAUAGGUAGUGAAUCCCGGUGUUUCUCCCAGAGCUUUCUCCCAUCGAAUUUCUCCCGACAGUUUUCAUUUAGUUAAUUUGUUUAUUUUAUUUUGCUUUUAGAAAUUAGUCUCAUUAAACUAUUUUCACUUAUAGUUUGCUCAUAAAUUUGAUAGAAUAUAAGGUUGUACCAGUCCCUGAGAGACGAUACCCGGACUUUCCGGUUUAGUACAAGAUAGGAUUAAGGCAUAUACGCUUUUGGCCCUAUCAAAAGGAUUUGCAGUAGGGAGGAUUGCAUAUGUUCCACCAGGUUCUGACGAUGUAAUUUUCCUCUGAAUGGUACUCACAAAAGUCCGCGGCGCUCUCAGUUAUGCUCAUCUCAGAACUGUCAAUGGAGAACUUUGUGCAGAUUUUGAAAAAACUUGUGAACAAUUGGGGCUGUUAUCAGAUUCUUCAGAAUGGAUACGUGUCCUAUCCGACAUCUCGACUUCUAGCAUGCCACGGGUGAUACGGUGCACUUUCAUGUCAAUCCUUAUGUUCUGCGAAAUACCAAGCCCAGUGGCUUUGUUCAAUUGAUCAUGGAAAUCUAUGGCUGAAGAUUAUGCGUACAGGUUAACCAAAGAUCUCAGAGAUCAGUCUCAGAAGCCCACUGAUGAACGACUACAAAACUGGGUCCUACAUGAAUUGCAGGCUAUGUUGAGCUCCCACUCAAUGAUUCUUGAGGACUUCAAUCUUCCAAUACCGUCUGAUAGUUCAUAUGAUAAUGGAGAGAACCCACUCAUUAACGAGCAUCUUGCCUUCGAUACAGACCAGCAACAUGCACUGGCCACCUCUAUGCUACAUUCUCUAAAUCUUGAGCAAACUAAUGUAUAUUCGGCUGUCAUCAAUUCAGUCCACAACAAGAUGGGUCGUGCAUUUUUCAUAUAUGGUCACAGAGGUACAGGCAAAACGUAUCUCUAUAAUGUCAUUACAGCAAGACUUAGGAGUUUGGGGAAGAUUGUUGUAUUGGUUGCAUCAUCAGGGAUAGCAGCAACACUUCUUCCCAAAGCAACCACUGCACAUUCAAGGUUUAAAAUUCCGCUCAUUCUAGAUGCAACAUCGACAUGCCCCAUUAAACACGGAACACAUUUGGCUGAUAUGUUAAAAGAAGCAUCCUUAAUCAUUUGGGACGAGACACCAAUGACCCAUCGGCAAGCUUUCGAAGCAGUAGAUCGCAGCUUGUGCGACAUACUGAAUGUUCCACUGACUGGACAUCAUUAUAAACCUUUUGGAGAGAAGACAGUUCUUUUUGGUGGAGAUUUUCGCCAAACUCUUCCGGUUAUAACAGAUGCUGGACGUGAACAAACAAUUGAUGGCUCAUUGACUAGGUCCAAGCUAUGGAAUACUUUUAAAGUAAUGUGCCUAUCAACAAACAUGCGCAUCACAGCGGUCCAGCCUGCUGACCAACAGCUAAUGCAUGGAUAUAGGUUUCCAUAAUGGGUUAUUGCUUUAGGAGAUGGAAAACUUAAAGCAAGAUCGUUCAGAGAAGAUGGGCCAACAGAUUGGAUACAAAUACCACAAAUGUUCCUGAUUGAUCCCGGAAAUGACUCUGUUCAGUCAAUCGCAGAUGAUAUAUACGAUAUGUUUCCACACAAUCAUAGGGAUCCAGCAUACCUAACCAGUAGAGCUAUAGUAACUCCAACGAAUGCAACAGUCUCUACAAUCAAUGACUAUAUGCUGCAGCGGGUACUAGACAAUUCAAAAACCUAUUACAUCUCAGAUUCCUUGCUGCUAUCAACAGAAACAGCAGAUUCGUUUGAUGAAAGCUAUCCAACGGAGUUUCUCAACACUCUCACAUUCAAUGGAGUUCCGGACCACAAGCUUACAUUAAAGGUAUUCACACCAGUUAUGCUCCUACGCAACCUAAAUCCUGGUCUUGGUUUAUGCAACGGGACAAGGAUCAUGAUCACAACAUUAGGAGAUAAUUUUAUAAAGGCAACAUUAUGGGUGGUUCUUACGACACUGACGAAGUCAUUAUACCAAGAAUAGUGCUCAAUGUGGAGAACUCCAAGUGGCCUUUCAUACUCAGAAGGAGACAGUUCCCAGUACGCUUAUGCUAUGCAAUGACUAUAAACAAAAGCCAAGGACAAACGCUUGAAAAAGUUGGGAUAUAUUUGCCUGAACCCGUUUUUAGCCAUGGCCAGCUAUAUGUGGGAGUUUCAAGAGUAAAAUCAACAAGAGGUUUGAGGAUUCUUAUACAAAACCCAGCAGAGAUCCCUCACGACAAUACAAGGAACAUAGUCUUCACCGAAGCCUUUGCUGAUAUUAUGAACACCUAAACUAUAUAUCAGGUGAACCCAUUAAAUUUAUCAGGCUAAUUGAUACGUAUACCUGCAAAUUCGCCUAAAAAAGGUUAAUUUUUUUGUAGGAUUGCAGCAAUGCCCUGAUGCAAACAUGUCGAUCCAAAGAGGUCAAUACCUUAUCUUAACGACGUGUCUAGCUAAUAAAUGGUAAAGAAAUGCAUUCAUCUAUGUUUUGGGGAAUUAGUUUUCAAGGAUUGAGCGGUUGGUUUACUUUUGGUUAAGAAAUGCAUCUGUCUAAAUCUUUGAUCGAAUAGUUCGCUAACUUUUACAAACUGCAAUGUUCCAAGCUCAUAAAAAGCUCACAAUGUCAGGUCCAACUUCAACUGUAAAGGAUUACCCAUGGACUGAAACUUUAUUUCUAGCUUACUAGAUUAGUUGCUUACCUGCACAUUAUCUGUUGCAAUCAUGUAUCAGACAAGAACGGUUAAAAAAACCAAGGCUCUGAUGUUUUGACCCCAUCUUCAUUGGUAGAAUUGCUAUGAACCAAACGUUUUCAGGCCCGAACUUGAGCCAUCAAUUGUUUGAACUUCAUAUGUUUGAUGAUAAUGAAAUGAAUUCGAGCCCAACCCAAAUGGUUCUUUAGGGCUACAGAAAAAAUCCCAUUAGAAACCCGCCCAAAAUAAAUACUCCCCUUUAAAACCCUAUUUACCUUCACCAACCAGACCCGUCGUCCACAUCUUCAUCUACCCUUCUCCGCCGCGUAAGCCCCACCACUGAAACUACAAGACAACCUUUAAAACAAAGGUAAGUCCACGUCUCCCUCUUCUUCACCGCCUUUACACCUGAAAAUUUACUUCUGAUCGAUACUUGUGUUGCUUGCACAGAGACCCCACCUAACAUGAAGAGUUUACCCAAAAACCACCAGUCAACAGAGGGCGCUCACAUGGUCCCCACCGAUGACAAAGGUGAAUCCUUCCAUUUCUGUUAAAAAAUUCUCCCAUGAAUCUCGAACCCUCUGCAAGAAAGAUAAAAUACCCAUUUCGUUUCCCUUUAUUGUCUUAUAGAUCCGAUUGAAACUUGCAUGCCAUUUCGGGGGUUGCGUUUGGGCACAAAUGUUCGCACAGUUAUUGCUCAUCCUGUGAUUACAUGGCUCGAAUUCCGAGAGGCACCCAAGCUUAAAAAUCUCAACAUGCACAUGAUUUGGAUAGAUAAGAAGGUUUGUUUACAAUUCAGUUACAAGAUUGCAUAAUCUUUCCAUAAAUGAUUUUUGACCACUGCAAUGUACGAUUUGAAUUCGAUCAAAUGUUAUUCUUAUAGGCACGAUUGAUCGAGUCAAUGGUUGAUGAAAAAGACAUCACCGAGAUUUCUCACAAGAUAAAGGUCGGGAACCUUUAUCGUUUUGAUUCGGUUGUGGCUGUACCAGCAAGAGAGAAUCCAAAGAUUGUCCUAGGAGAGUUAAGGGUACACAUAACUCCCGAACAAAACAUUUCCAAGAUUGAAGAGGACCCAGAUGACCCACGUUUACCUAUCGGCUGGGACAUUGGGAUGGCUUUUUCGAUAAUACCACUUCAUACAAGUACCAUUGACUACCAUACAGGUACAUUUGACUAUCUCUGUUCGCCAUACUAAAAUGAAUUUAAACUUUAAAA